Molecule: messenger RNA, 2204 nt
Organism: Ananas comosus (pineapple)
Lineage: Eukaryota; Viridiplantae; Streptophyta; Magnoliopsida; Poales; Bromeliaceae
Product: protein CPR-5
Exons: 5
Coding region: 53-1849 (598 amino acids)
Biological process (GO): defense response; trichome morphogenesis; leaf senescence
Source: RefSeq, a predicted model, not a curated record
UUCCCACUCACUCUCGUCUCUUCUCCUCUCCUCUCCUCUUUUCCCCAUUCCCAUGGAAUUUCCACUCUCGCGAACCCUAGCCCCAUGCUCCACCCAUUCCUCCUCCAAAUCCCACAACCCUAGAGAAUCUACGGCGGCGGAGGAGGCUCCGGCCCCGGCGGCGGCGGAGGAGGAGGAGGAGGAGGAGGAGGAGGGGGAUUCCAUCUGCGGCGGUGGCGAUACUACUGCCACCGCCGAGGCGGCGCCGCCCCUCCGGAGGAGCUCAGGCGAUGCGAUCGCCAAGGCCGAGAUUCGGCGGACCGGCGCGGCGUCUCCUUCCGCUUCCUCUUCUGCGUCCUCCUCCUCCUCCUCCUCCUCUCGUCGGUCGCCGCCGCCUCGCCGGAGAGGAGUGCGGCUGAGGCGGCGCCGUCGCGCCCUGUGGGUGGCUCGUGGCGGCGCCGCAUCCGAUUAUGGGCUCGGGGAUCUCGCCCUUCCGCUUGGGAUGUCCUUCGCCGCCGUUAUCGCCCAGGUUUUGGAAGGACUGAAAGUUUCAGAAGAAAGAUUACCACCGGACCGCCUUUCAAUGAUUUGUACCUCAGCAGUGAGAGAGGCAAUAACCAAUAUAUAUGGUGAGAGGCUUGAUUGUUUCAUGAGAAAUUUUGAAAAAUCAUUUUGCAGCACGUUGAAAACUCUCCAUGUUAUCAAGGUAAAAUCUAGCUUUGAGCAUGAAAACCCUGGUUGCAGUUCAUUAUUACAAGAAAGUCCUCUAGAAAAUCCUGGUUGUUGUUCAUCUUCACAAGGAAGUCCUCGAAGUGUGCCAAACUUGGUCACUCCUGAUUUGAAUAGCAUCGUUGAAGAAUUUGGGGAAAAUAUCCCAUUGAAUUCCAUAAACAGCCAACUUAUUCUGCAUGGACAAGCUAAUCAGCAACUUGCUCACACUUCUCACAGAAGAUCUCAUCCUAAGUUCAAUAAUCACAUCCUAAAUACAUUUGAGAGAUCUGUAAAGGAGCAGGCUCGCACUAACGACCUUAAGGAAGUUGAGAUAGGCCUAACUAUGAGAAAGUUGCGCCUAAAGCAGUCGCAGUUGGCUCUUAGUUCCUAUUCACAUGUGUUAGAGAAGAUAAAGAUAUCUAUGGGUAUCUCGAAGGCUUCGUUUAGAGAAGAGAAAUUGAAGAACCAGAUGCAGGAUACAAGGCAUGCAGAAUUCCUUAGAAGGUGCAUAGAUCUUAUGGUCACCGGCUUGAUUAUCAUGGUUUGUUGUCUUUUGUAUGGAGCUUAUGUUUAUUCAUAUAGACGGAUCACCGAGGCUACGUCAGCUUGUGCAGGCAUUUCUAAGGAGUCCAAAUCAUGGUGGAUGCCGAAGCCAAUGGCGUCUUUUAAUUCCGGCUGGCUUACGUUGAAAUGCCAUUUAGUAGCUCUGUCCCAGAUGUUCUUCGGUGUAUUGAUGAUUUUGGUCAUUGCUUGGUUGGUCCUCAAACGUUCAUCGUCGUCCGGACCGAAUAUGCCUGUAACAUUCAUGCUCACACUGUUAGGGCUUUCCUGCGGCUUAACCGGAAAGCUGUGUGUGGACGCACUAGGAGGGCAUGGCUAUUGGUGGCUUCUAUCCUGGGAGUCCCUCUGCUUGCUUCAUUUUUCCGCAAAUGUAUUUCCGUCAGCUUUUUACACUAUGCUCUACGGACCUGUUUUGGAAUCUCAAGGAAGUGAAGCCGUUCGGCUACCAUACUGGUUUAGGCGACACUCUUUCUACGCUAUGCUUUUGCUUAUUCUUCCUGUAUCGGCGGGGUUGCUUCCCUUUGCAUCUAUUAAUGAAUGGAAGGGGCAUUUCGCUGAGAAGGUGAAAUGGAGUAGGGCAGAGGAGAAUAUGCUUUGACAGAGUUUAGAGAAGUGAUGUGAUCAAAAGUAGUAGUUCGGUGAUAGCCGUCGCACUUCAAAGAAAUAUUUAUUCAAGAGCGAGUUUGAGAUAUUCAUGUAUAUGUAAUGAUAAUUAUCGAGUGUUUCAAGUAUUUCUCAUUGAGUUGCGAGCUUGUUCCUCGUUAACUUAUUCUGAAAAGUCGGUGUCGUCGAUGAAGAUGUACUACUCUGUCGGUCGUACUCUUCGCCAGAAACUUCUUCAUGAGAUGCAAAGUUUAACAUGGUCAUUGAUUUUGUUGUUUUAAUGUUGUAUCCGAUGUUUGCUCCUUGUAAAAACUGCGAAAGUUUGCGAAGAGUAUGUGCAAUUCAUUGGA